Amphiprion ocellaris (clown anemonefish) is the source of this 3377-nucleotide messenger RNA. RefSeq names its product general transcription factor IIA, 1 (gene gtf2a1). NCBI's taxonomy places the organism in Eukaryota, Metazoa, Chordata, Actinopteri, Pomacentridae. Bases 194 to 1387 code for a protein of 397 amino acids. Gene Ontology annotation, cellular component: transcription factor TFIIA complex. The transcript has 10 exons. The record is from RefSeq and is a predicted model, not a curated record. Gene Ontology annotation, biological process: transcription initiation at RNA polymerase II promoter; transcription by RNA polymerase II.
ACAACGACGGAAGGAGGACGGCUGGGGAGUCGCAGCCCGGGAUUGUAAAUAAGACCGCUGAAACUGUGUUUUAUUUACAAAAGUAAUGCCGGCUGUUUUAAAUUAUCGUUCCCAGUUGUUUUAAGUCGUUUUUCGUAAUUUUUGGCUCUGUCUCUCUCGCCUAUUUCCGUGUGGUUUUUACACUACGCGUAUAAUGGCGAGCUCGGCUAACUCGAACCCAGUGCCUAAACUAUACAAGUCUGUGAUUGAAGAUGUGAUCAAUGAGGUACGAGAGCUGUUUCUGGAUGAAGGAGUGGACGAGCAAGUUCUUCUGGAGCUGAAAACGCUAUGGGAGAACAAACUGUUGCAGUCCAAGGCAGUGGAGGGCUUCCAUACUGAGGAGCAGGCAGCCCUGCAGGCCGCCCAUCAGCAGCAGCAGGUUCAGCAGGUCCAGCAGGUGCAACAGGUCCAGCAGGUGACCCAACCCGCACAGGCCCAGCAAGUCAUCCUGCCUCCCCAGCAACAGCAAGGUGGGUCAGCGCUGGCACAUAGAGCUCCCCAGCAGCAAGUCAUUGUUCAGGAUUCUAAGAUUCUUCAGCACAUGAGUGCAACGGGGAUGAGUGCAGCAGCUACUGCAGCAACCCUUGCUUUGCCCACAGGGGUCACCCCAUACCAACAGCUCAUCACCAGCCAAGGUCAGAUACUGCAGGUGGUCCGUGCUGCCAAUGGGGCUCAGUACAUCAUCCAACAGCCCCAGCAGCAGAUCCUCCUGCAGCAGCAGAUGCAGCCUGGUGGCGUGCAGGCACCGGUCAUACAACAGGUUCUGGCUCCUCUACAGGGAGGCUUGCCCCAGCAAACAGGAGUCAUCAUACAGCCACAGCAAAUCGUCUUAGCUCCAGGAAACAAAGUCCAAGGCAAUACACAGGUGAUGCAGGCAGCAGCGAUGGCGCCACAGCCUGGUCAAGCAGCAACAGCAGCUCAGGUGCCACAGGUUCAACAGGCCCAGGGAGCAGCUGCUCCACAGGCCCCACAACAAGCCCAGCAGCAGGCUCAGCCCCAGGCCCAGCCACAGCAGCCUCCCAUGAUGCUGCAGGUGGACGGAGCCGGUGACACCUCCUCAGAAGAAGACGAAGAUGAGGAGGAGGAAUAUGAUGAAGAUGACGAGGAGGAGAAAGACAAGGAUGGUGGAGAGGAUGGGCAGGUUGAAGAGGAGCCACUGAACAGCGGAGAUGACGUCAGCGAUGAAGAGGACCAGGAGCUGUUUGAUACAGAGAAUGUAGUGGUGUGCCAGUAUGACAAGAUUCACAGAAGUAAGAACAAAUGGAAAUUCCACCUGAAGGACGGGAUCAUGAAUCUGAACGGGAGAGACUAUGUCUUCUCCAAAGCCAUCGGGGAUGCCGAGUGGUGAAGUAGAAGCAACAGGAGCAGGAACUCUGUAACUCCUAUCCAGUUAACAGAAACUUCAGCGUCCUUCCAUAUCCUGUGACUGGAUUCAUUCAGGAAACUACUUCUGAGUCUCUGAGAACUCUGACAAACCCAAAGGACUGUGAGGUACUGUAAAAACCCUGAGUGUCGGCAGAAACACUCGACUAGCCUUGCGGGAUGAGAAACCUACAGGGGAAGGGAAAGCCCAUGAACAGAGCAUUGUUCCUCUUUGUUGUUUUUUUUUCUUCUUCCAGGCUUCUCUGCCUUUUUUUCCUGAGAGAAUUCACAUACUUUGGAAAGUAGGCAUUUCACAUCGUGCAGAUGUAGUGGACCAGGGUGACCUGACCUGACCUUCCCCGCCGCAGGAGCUCAGAGGUCAUUCAUGAUAACCCCGUAGAUGAUAAACACCUUUAAAAUGCACUGUAGUCGGUUGACUGGAUUGACUCGUGUCUACAUUUAAGUCCAAACUUAGUGCCACCAGUCAAGAUCGCUGCCUUUAGAGUGACCAGAAUCACCUUUUUGCUUCUAAUUUCUGUUCUCAAAUCAUAAUUGUCUCACUUCAUGAUUAUAAAAAUGGUGCUCCAGAGUGUUUUAUGUAGUUAACCUAUGAUUGUUUUAAACAUUUUUUUUUAAAAUAUGUUUAAUGAAGGCUUGAGAAAAAGAAGGUAAAAUUACAUUAAUCCUAAUUUAAUAGUAACAUAAAAGCGUUUUUUUAAUCGUCUAAGCAGCGCCGAAUCCCAAAAAAAACCACUUUUUUUUUCCUCAUUGGCUUCUCUGGAGCUUCAUUCCAUCUUUAUCUUAAAAUUCUAUAAAAAAGACACUGAAUUCAUUUAAGAAUUGUACAAAAUGUCUUGUUGGUAUAUCUCCUUUACUCUUUAUUUUAGUUCUCUGCAGCCGUCACAAAUUUUGCACUGUCGGUUUAUCAAUGUGUUGUGAAGUCAGUCAGUCCAGUUAAUCAAUAGCCACAGCAUUCUCUGUUCUGCCUCUGUGUGUGUGUUUGACAAUGACUGACUGUACAGGCACGAGUGUGUGUGUGUGUGUGUGUGUCUGUGUGUCUGUGUGUCUGUGUGUGUGUUUGCCAUCACUGCUUUUUUCCCCCACACAGAAAUGUAUGAGUUAAUUUCUCUUGCACACCCCAUUAUCUCAAAAUGUUACAGUUAGAACAGAACAGUGAGGGCGGUGUCUUUUUUUUUCUUUCUUCUAUUUAUUCCUGAAAAUGUUCUAUUUUUUGAAAAGGUUGGAAAGCCGCACCAAACUGUGCUCUUAUAAUCUAAUAAGUGUUCCUUUUUUCUUUCUUUUCUUUUCUUCUGUUGGCUGGACAAAAAAAUGCUACAUAAAUAACGCUGUGUUCCAAAUCAUUUCAUCCACCGUGCAUUCUCCUGUGCUUUCAUUUUAUUCAUGAAUUUUAAAAAUGAGAAUAUUUUCUAUCCAAGUGAGUUUAACUCGAUAAAAGGGGCCUGUGUGUUUCUCUGCUGUUUGUUUUUAGUGCCCCUUGUUGCAGCAGUUUGAAAUAAAGUCAUACGUGUUUUUUGACUGUCGUGUCGGUUGGCUCUGUAGAGUAGUUUGUUUUUUAAAGAAACCACAUUAACACAGAGGAAGCGAUGGUGCGGGACUGGAUAUAGAAACAAGAAGUGACAGAUAAUUUUCUUUUUCUUUACAUUUUCGCCCACAUGAUCAAGUGAAGUGUCCAUAAAUGAGGCUGUUGCUUUUACACAGUUGAUAGCGCCAAGUGAAGGGUUUUCCAAAACAUUUCAAGUAGAGCGUCGCUUUAAGAACAAAAUACAGCAACCUUUAUCUUUCAGGACACAGCAUUCAGUAGCUCUCAGUCACUAAAAAUCCAACAUGCCCUUGUAUUUCUUUCUUUGUUUCCAUAUCUCUGGAUGUCGCGUGUGCCUUUUUGAACUUUGGUUCUUUUUUUUCGGUCUUCACAAAUGAUGGAAUGAAGUCUAUUAAAAUGUAUUUUCUGCUUUCUA